Molecule: messenger RNA, 3306 nt
Organism: Branchiostoma floridae (Florida lancelet)
Lineage: Eukaryota; Metazoa; Chordata; Leptocardii; Amphioxiformes; Branchiostomatidae
Product: leucine-rich repeat-containing protein 4-like
Exons: 2
Coding region: 196-2097 (633 amino acids)
Molecular function (GO): protein binding
Source: RefSeq, a predicted model, not a curated record
UAACCUCUGUUCUGAUUGGUCCACGCUGAGCGCAGAUCUUAUUUAUCAACAUAAUCAUAAGGUAGACUGGUCGGAAAAAAUUAGAUGCGGUGCGACUGUUCGUAGGAGCAGUCUUGUUUUUUGUUAAGUUUGAAAAAGUCAACCAUUGCCAAACACUGCGGGAUGAUCUAAAGGUCCCUUCAAGGUUUCUCUGAAAUGGCUGCCACAAAGCUGUCGCAUUUUCUCCUCUUGUUGGUUGCGUUUGUCCCAGCUAAGGCUGGUUCAUCUUGCCCUGACCUUUGUGAGGUCAUGCAUACCGGCCAUUGUCGGAUACGUGGUAUGAUUAAUAUUCAUCCUGAUGUCACCGACAUCCCGUGCGCAAUGUGCAACACAACCGGGCAUGCCGAUGAGAAUCAGCUCGGGUGUCUGCCGGCCACUCUGAAGAAGCUGCUAGUGGCAGGGCACUCCGACAGCAGCGGUAGGCUGAAGCCGCUGCCUGGCCUGCUCCAGCUCUACGACCUGGUCCUGGGGCCCGGCCACAUCCUGACGGCUGAAAGCGGAACGUUUUCGGCCGUGCCAAACCUCCUCGGGUUGUCCAUGAGCAACAACGCCAUCAAAUUCAUUGGAACCUGGUUCGGCGGAAUCAGGAAGCUGAAAAAGCUCGACCUGUCUUGGAAUGAAAUCGUAGAAAUCCAAGAGAAUGCCCUUCGGCCACUGGUGAAGCUCGAGUUUCUCAACCUGCUGCACAACCGGCUUCGCGCUGUGGAAGAGCGGUUCUUCGCAGGCCUGAGCAACCUCAUGUUUCUGCACCUGGGCUACAACAACAUCUCACACAUCGCCGGGAAGUCGAUCGACCGGCUCCCAAGGCUACGCGCGCUCACUCUUCACCACAAUCGGCUAUCGUCCAUCUCCGCGGAGUCGCUCGUUGGCAUUCACAUGAUUCAGCAUGUCAACAUGGAGGCGAAUCCUUACCGUUGCACCUGUGCGCUGGAUGACCUGAUGUCUGUAGGGCCUAGAGCAUUGGGUCGCGUCUACAGCAGAUUGCAGUGCAGCUACCCACCGAGUCUCUCCGGGAGGAAGAUCGCCGACGUGGAGAGGUACGAGAUGCCAUGUCCGCCACCUACAGCCAAGGUAUCACGACAAAAUGACGGAGCCACUCUCGUCUGUGAGGUCUUCUGGGAGAAGCAGCCAGAGAUCAUGUGGCUGGAUCCGGGUGGGAGGGCCGUUGCCGUUGGAGAAAGAGAGUCCCCCCACCUAUGUGGCGGCACUGUAACCACAAGCUUGGAGCACGACAUCCCCACCACCCAGUCUCCUGAAGGAGGAACGACACACUCUACGAGCGACUCCGGCCUACCCUACAUCGGCAAGUCCACCUCCACCCUCCGCCUGAGUCAGCAAGCCUACCGGUGCUGGAUGGAGAGCAGUUUCCGGUGCAUCGUGCAGUCUACACCAGGCAGCGUCACUGUGGAUCUACCGCUGACCAAACCACGUGAGACAAGCGAAGAAGGGCAAAGCCUACAGCACACCGUCACCGUGGAUCUACCGCUGACCAAGCCACAGGAGACGAGCAAAGGAGGGCAGAGCCAGCACACCACGAUGGCAGCCGUCUACACCACGACACCUGUACAUGUCCAGCAGAAGGCGAGGAUGAGCAAAUGCACGGUCAAGAGCACCAAGCCACACGAGACAAACGAAGGAGGGCAGAGCCUACAGCACACCACGAUGGCAGCCGUCUACACCACGGCACCUGUCCAGCAGAAGGCGAGGAUGAGCAAACCCACGGUCAAGAGCACCAAGAAGGCAGGAACCACUGCAAAAGCUGUUGAAGAUUGGGGAAAGGUGUUGAUCGUAUUCAUCUACAUCGCCUCCGCAUUUCUGGCUACCUUCUUGCUGAAAAAGGCAACAGUCAAUUGCCGUUUUGCGAUCAAGUGCUACAAGUGCCACAAGAAGCGACAGUAUCGGCAUAGAUAUGUCUACUGUGAUGCUGCAGGCAUACCGCUGCAAUACGUCCAGCCACUGGCACCGUACCCUGCCCUCACCACGGGAAACCCUCCUGCACCCUACCCUGCCCUCACCAUUGGGAACCGGCCUCCACCUGUUCAGAACAUAUACGUCUAAAGGGAUCCCGGGCGACACACUCUUCCUUUCGCCAGCUCAACAGAAUUCGAUUCGUUCCUUCUUGUCAAGUUUUACUCUUUCUAAAUUCUCUCAAUUCCAAAGUAAGCUGCAAGGUGGACCCAAUCGAGCACCUAUUCUUCCCAGCGUCUGACAUGGAAGAAAUAUCAAGACCUUAAAACAUGUGCAAAGUGGAAGAUUUAGAAAGUGGAGGUUUCACUGCAGUUCUACUGAAGUACACACACUGUGUUCCUUCACAAGCACCUACGCAUACGUCAAAUAUCUUCCCAAUACAAACUUGUUCUGGCCAAAUAAGUCCCGGACAUUGACAUAGUACCAAAAAAUGCACCCCUCUCGCAGAUACAAUUACAAACAAACAAACAUGUGACUUCAACCAUCACAGGAAAGAAGAGGAUCCCCAACAAUGCAACAUCUGUCGCCUGGACCGAAGACACGACCUUGCACGGAAACGGACUGCGAUUAUGGACUACGAUUUUGUCUGAAUUGAAUAUACUUGCUUUGUUAUCGUUUGUAUGUGGAACCUCUCAGUGUCAUUUGGAAAGCAGUGCUUAUGUACUAUGAAGUAAGCUGCUCUUGUAAAAGAUCACUUCUUUGGUAGGCUUUAAAGAUGAGUCAAAAUGUGCAUAGGAAUAAUCACGACUGUGAUUGUGGCUGUAUUUGAUAAACACGCCGCGUCGCCGGCAAAUCACAUUACAUGGCUACUACAGGGUUUUCACUUUAAAAACUGCAAUGUCUGUAAAUGUAUGCUUCAACAUUGUUAAGUCGUUGGUCAAACACCAGAUGAUCCUAUAACAAUGACAACUGUAUCUGUCUUAAAUAAGUUUUUCAAUUUUGACUGUGAGGAAUGUAGUAAUUGUCAAUGAUACAGGAAUAUAUCUAUUUAUCUAUUUCAUAUUUAGAUGACUGGAUGACCCCUUCAACUUUUAGAAGUUGAUUUCCAAUGGGCCCAGCAUGCCCUUAGUCAGGGCGAGACGUGUUACAUUAUUUUCUUCAGCAUUGGUCUGAAUGUAUGCACUGGAAAGAUACCAGAGAGAAAUGCACUGGAAAGGCAUAUCAGUGCAAACUUCAUGUAUUUGUGUCAUUAAGCCUCUAGCCACUGAAGAAGUUGUACGCAAUGAAACCGGUUUGGCAGGCUGAAUAAAAUUUCUAAACUUGAACUAUGUGGCUCAUGAUGUCUUACUGAGGGACGAC